GGAGGGAUCUGAUAAAACUUUACGUCUGAACUUCCCUGUGAACUUUUUCUACUAUUUAUGAACUUAUUCAACAAAAAGGAAAGUUUUAACACCCGGAACCGACACGUUACAGGAUGAAGAGCCUCAAGUAUCGGUUGAAAAAGCACGAAGUCACCAUCACAAACACAGACUGGAACAAGUAUGAUGAUCGGCUGAUGAAAGCAGUGGAACGUGGCGAGGUGGACAAAGUGGCUGCUGUUCUCAGCAAGAAGGGCAUCAUACCCACCAAGCUUGACGUGGAAGGACGCUCUGCGUUUCAUCUGGCUGCAACGCGAGGACACCUAGACUGUCUCAAUCUCAUCCUGGGACACAGCGUUGAUAUCACUGCGACUGAUGCCACUGGUAAAAACGCUCUUCACCUCUCCUCAAGAAAUGGACAUUCUCUGUGUGUGCAGAAGCUCUUGCAGUCAUGGCAGGCUGCUCUUCCAGUGUGAAACUUCUCUGUGACAGUGGGGCUUCUGUGAAUGCCAGUGAUUUUGAUGGCAGGACACCUCUGGUGCUGGCAACCCAGAUGUGUCACCCACGCAUCUGUCAGCUGCUGCUGGAGCGAGGGGCUGAUAUCACCGUCCGAGACAAACAAAACAAGACAGCGCUGAUUCUGGGCUGCGAGUAUGGCUGUAAGGACGCAGUGGAGGUGUUGCUGAAGAGCGGCGCUGAUGUAAAGGCAGUUGACGGCAUGGGUCAUGAUGCAUUUCACUAUGCUCGCCUCAGCAAGAGCCCGGAGCUUGUUACGAUGGUCAAAAGUUACCUCGAGAAAGCCACCAGAGAUAAAGAGGCAGCAAAGAUUGAACAGUGGAAGCGACAGCAUUCAGUAGAGAGAUCAGAGGCAGCUGAGGCUAACAGAAGGGAUCAGAUCAUCCAUGACUUAGAGAGGCAGAACGAGACCCUACAGGAAAGUCUCAGGAAAUACCACCAGGAGCAGAGAGCCCUGUUAGAUAAGGUCAACUUGCUACAGCAACAGCUCACACAGGAAAAGAUAACUGUCGACGACACUCAAAAAGAGAAGGAGCAGUUGAAGGUUUUACUCAGCGCCAAAGAAAGAGAGGACGGGGCUCGGGGCCUGGAGACUGUCAAGGUCCAGCUCCGGAGUACUUUGGGUGACUACUCUGGGCAGUCUGUUAUCAAAGGUAAAGAAAAUGCUUUGGUCAAACAAGCUCACAGCCUCGAUUCUGAUCAGAUGCUGCAGAAUAGUGCCAUAUCACGUACACUGUCCAGACCUGCAGAGAAGAGUCAGCCCACUGUAGGUUGGGACCUCUCCAAUGAGCUGGAUGCACUCCGAAAUGAACAUGAAGCAGUCAAGAGAAGACAACAGGCAGCGGAGGAAGAGACGGCACGGCUUCAGUCUGCCCUGAACCGUAAAAACCGAGAGUGCCAAGAACUGGUUCAGAGCCGAGACACCAUCCAGAAACAGGCUGACCAGCAGGUUCAAGAGCUUGAGGACGCCUUGGGGGAUGUCCAGAAGAGGAUGCUGGAUUCUGAGUGUAAGGUUAAACAGCUGCAAGCCCAUGUAGUUGCUGUUAAAGAACACUUAGGAGGCCAGGCGACAGAAGAACUGCGGGCCCAGCUCCAGGAUAUCAAGGUCAAGUAUGAAGGUGCUUCAGCAGAAGUGGGUCGUGUUCGCAAUCGCCUCAAACAGAGCGAGAAGGCCUUGGAGGAGUACAAGAACAGCGAGAGCCAGCUAGCAGCUGAGGCAGAAAGGCUGAAUCAAGACCUGGGAGCUCUGACCGCAGAAAGAGAUGAACUAGCAGAAACCCUUUUAGAAAUGGAAACCCAAUUAAAGGAGGCCCAGACUAAACAUGGCAACACAGUACCAGCUGAGAAGUUUGACAACAUGAAAAAUCUGCUGACCAAUGCAGUUGAUGAGAAGGAACGUCAGCUUGCUGAGCUGAGGGAAGACUAUGAUCGUGUGCUGGAGGAGGUGGCUGAACUCCAUCGAAAGCUGGACAGUCCUUCAUCCCAGGGAGGAUCAGGUGCGAUGGCAGCUGAGGAGCAGCAGAGGAUAUGGGCUGCCCUCGAAGAGCAGAAUGCGUCAUUGAAAAGGAAACUGGUCGAUUUGACUGCAAAAAGCCAGGAUCUAAUUCGUGAGGUUGAGGAGAGUGAGGAGGAAAGAGAUAUACUACGAGAGCAGCUGGAGGAGUUCAACAGCAGAAUUGAGAUCGACUUUAUACCUAUAAAGGACCACGAGGAUGCUCGGAGGCACAUGGUAACCGCUUUGGAGGAGCUAGAGGACAAACUUGUGGAAGCAAGCGAGCGUUAUGGGAAAGCAGAGGCACAAGUCCAGCAGCUUUCAACUGAGAGGGCUACGCUGCAGGAGAAUAUUACCAGUCUCCAAACUUCCACUGAAAGACACCAGAGUGAAAUGGACGCUCUGAGGUCUCAGAACGCCGACCUGAUGAAGAAACUUGAACUUUUGCAGAGGAGAGGUGAAGACCGAGACAAAGAGUAUGUGCAGCUGACCACACAGAACCAGACUCUGAAACAGAGCUUGGAGGGAGAGUAUGUUCCCAGACAGCAGCAUGAGCAAGUGAAGAUGGAGUUAAGUUCCACCUUAGAGAGUGUCAAAGCUGAGAUGUUGAAGUUGGAGACCAAGGAAAAAGAAAGUGGGGAAGAAUUUAAGAAUGUGAAAGAAGAAAAUGAUAAGUUGAAAGAAGAGUUGAAAAAAGUCUUGUUGGAAAUCAACAAAGACUGUAUAAGCAUAAAAGACCACAAAGCUACCACAGACAAGUUGAAUGCUGCUGUGGUUGAGGCAGAGAACAGAGCAAACGAAGUGUCAGCGAUGUAUGUGUCUGCUCAGGAGGAAACAGUAAAGCUUACCCAAGAACUGGAGGCUCAGAAGAAAGAACUUGAUACGAUACAGGAGGCAAUUCAGUCUAAGUUUAUCCCACUGACAGCGGCUGAGGAAAAAGAACACUCCUACAUUGCCCAGGUGAAGGAGUUGACAGUCAAGCUGUUGGAAGUGGAAGAGAAGUAUAACAAAGAAAGAUCUGCAGGAGAAGGCGACAAGCAGGAGAAAGAGAAACUAAAAGUUGAGAUUGAAUCUGUUCAACAGAGACUAGACUCUGCUCUAGUUAGCAGUGAAAAGUACAAGAAUGUCGAGGAAGAGUUCAAGGGUAAAUUAGAGGAAUUAACGCAGAAGUUGCUCAGCUUAGAGCAGCAGCACAAGGAGGUGACACUUCAGAAAGCUGAUCUUCAAGACCAGAAUGCCCUCUGCAAUAGUCAGAUCCAGAAUCUCCAGGAGCGUCUGAAAUCAGAGCUGAUUCGGAUAGCAACGUAUGACACAGAGCUUCAAGCCCUCCAUGAUGCCAUGCAGCAAGCACAGGUCGACUGCAAGAAAGCAAGAGAGACUCAACAGGAGGAGGCCCAGAGGGUUUGUGCCUUACAGAAAGAACUGCAGGAACGCCACAAGGAUCAGGCUUCUCUGCUACAACAACAGGCCAACUCCAACGAAGCCCUGGAGGCUGAAGUCGCUAAGCUCCGAAUGGCUCUCCAAGAAGAAGAGGAGAACAACACCCAGAGGGCUGAAGACGUAUCUGCCCUGCAAUCUGAGCUGCUUCAAGCCACACAGGCUCUCGAGGAAAUUCGCUAUAAGGAAGACCAAAUGAACCAGCUGAAGAAGGAGAAGCAGCAGCUGGAGGAGGAGGCUGCCAACCUGAACAACAAGCUUUUGAGUUUAGUAAAGAAAUGUGAAGAGGCCCAUCAGGAGUCGAUGCAUGCGAGGGAAGGUGAGAGCCGGGCCAGGACGGAGAUGGAGGCUGUAAAGGAGAAGGGACAUGGCAUUGAAAGAGAAAUUACGGAGCUGAAGGAGAGAUAUGAUGAGUCGCUCAGCACCAUCUGUGACCUUCAGAGGAGGAUUCAGACAUCAGCUCAGCAGACUGAAGCCAAAGACAAGAAGAUCACAGAGUUGCUGACAGACGUUGAGCGAUUGAAGCAGGCACUGAAUGGUCUGUCCCAGCUGGCAUACACAAGCAACGCGCCCAAUAAGAGACAGACGCAGCACAUUGACACACUUCAAGCCCAGAUCAAGAGCCUACAGCAACAGCUGGCUGAUGCUGAGAGGCAACACAGGGAGGUGGUUUCAAUUUAUCGAACUCAUCUACUCAGUGCAGCGCAG
Morone saxatilis (striped sea-bass) is the source of this 4150-nucleotide messenger RNA. RefSeq names its product uveal autoantigen with coiled-coil domains and ankyrin repeats b (gene uacab). Gene Ontology annotation, molecular function: actin binding. Lineage: Eukaryota; Metazoa; Chordata; Actinopteri; Moronidae. The record is from RefSeq and is a predicted model, not a curated record.